Molecule: messenger RNA, 1780 nt
Organism: Calliphora vicina (urban bluebottle blowfly)
Lineage: Eukaryota; Metazoa; Arthropoda; Insecta; Diptera; Calliphoridae
Product: UDP-glycosyltransferase UGT5-like
Exons: 2
Coding region: 118-1689 (523 amino acids)
Molecular function (GO): UDP-glycosyltransferase activity
Source: RefSeq, a predicted model, not a curated record
UCGAAGCGGUGCCAUAGCAAACACUGCUUCAUAUUCGUUUUAAAAAGCGGAAAGUUAAUUAAAAUAAAUAAGAAAUAAUAUAAUAAUAAGCAAUUAAUAUUAUCAAAGUGCUGCAUCAUGAAAACCAGCCUUAUUUAUAUGCUAAUGGGCUUAGCCUGUUCUGUGGUUAUGCAAUCCCAAGCAGCUCGCAUACUGGGAGUGUUUCCCUCACCCUCCAAAUCUCAUGUGUUAAUACAUUGUGCCGUAGCAGAUGCCCUGGCCGAGGCGGGCCAUGAAGUGACCGUUAUUUCCUCCGUGCCCAAUAUGUUUAAGAAAGCAAAAUACAAGUUUAUGCAUGUGGAAGCCGCCAUGUUCGAUAGUAAUUUUGCUCAGGAAAUGUUAAAUAAACCAGCUUCGAUUUAUAGAAAAUUCAAUGGAAUUAUCUCGCAUGUCAUUGAUAUGGCCAAUGAUACUUUCAAUCAGCCCAAAAUAUUGGAUUUCUUGCAUAAUCAUAAGGCGGGCGAUUUUGAUGCUGUUAUUUUGGGUUAUUUUAUGAAUGAUUUUAUGCUGGGCUUUGGGGCUCAUUUUCAGUGUCCCAUAAUUUUAUCGUUUAUGGUGCAGCCAAUUUUUCCUAUUAACAAAAUGAUUGGCAAUCCUUUGGAGGCCUCAUAUGUACCGACUUUGUAUAGUGGCUUUAAACAGCCCAUGGAUUUUGUGAGCAGAGUUAAGAAUUUGUUGGCUAAUGGUUUUGAGCAGCUGGUUUUGGGGAAUCUAAUGCAAAGGAAGCUGGAUAGGAUGUAUGGAUACAACUUCCCAGCCGAUCGUUAUCCCCCCUUGGAGGAGGUGUACAAAAAUGUCUCUCUGGUCUUGACCAACCAUCACUUCAGCCAGGGCCCCAUAAGACCCAAUGUACCCGCUCUCAUUGAAAUUGGUGGCAUACAAAUCAAAGAACAACCCGAUCCUCUACCCAACGACUUGGCCGAACUCAUUGAGUCUUCUGAUAAAGGUGUUAUCUUCUUUAGUUUGGGCACCAAUGUCCAGGGCUCUAAUCUCUCCAAGGACAAAGCCAAAAUGAUAUUUAAUGUUCUUUCCAAACUACCCUAUACCGUUUUACUGAAAUGGGGAGACUCAGAUUUCCCAGGACAAUCUAAAAAUAUGAUUUACAGAUCUUGGCUGCCUCAGGAUGAUAUAUUGGCCCAUCCUAAAGUGAAACUUUUCAUAACUCAUGGCGGCAUGGGCAGUGUGGUGGAGUCUCAGUAUCAUGGUGUACCCAUGGUGGGUAUACCCUUCUUUGGUGAUCAACAUUCCAACAUAGCCAAUGUGGUGAAAUCGGGUUAUGGUUUGGGCCUGGAGUAUGCCCGCUUUAGUGAGGAGGCCUUUAGAAAUGCUGUUGUAGAGGUUUUGGAUAAUCCUUCUUACACCAAAAAUGUACAGAAAUUCUCUGAAUUAUAUAGAGAUAGACCCAUGACUCCACGCCAAUUGGUACGCUACUGGGUGGAUUAUGUUAUUAGACAUAAAGGCGCCAAACAUAUGCAGUCCCCAGCCAUUAAUAUGCCCUGGUGGCAAUUGUAUUCAGUGGAUGUUAUUGCCUUUUUGUUGAGUAUACUUCUUGCUGUUGUGACCAUAUUGGUGGGUUUGUGCAAGCUGCUUUGCUGCCGUGGCAAUAAGGUUUCAGCGAAGAAGGUGUCGAAGAAUAAGAAGCACAAGUAGUGUUUUAGAAGUAGUAAAAACUUUUGUAAAAUAUAAUAAUAAAGUGUAAUAUUUUUGUUUAAAUAAAUUCAAUAAAAAUUUUACCCAAAAA